This is a messenger RNA of Oreochromis aureus, 5530 nucleotides long. RefSeq names its product ALX homeobox 4a (gene alx4a). The record is from RefSeq and is a predicted model, not a curated record. Gene Ontology annotation, molecular function: RNA polymerase II transcription regulatory region sequence-specific DNA binding; DNA-binding transcription activator activity, RNA polymerase II-specific. Lineage: Eukaryota; Metazoa; Chordata; Actinopteri; Cichliformes; Cichlidae. Gene Ontology annotation, biological process: regulation of transcription by RNA polymerase II. The transcript has 5 exons. Bases 178 to 1335 code for a protein of 385 amino acids.
UCGAAGGCAGGAGAUCUGUGUCCCAUCCUCUAAGGGAAGACGGGUUUGUGUAACUCUCCUCAAACCUGAGGGGAGUUGUGGAGUGUUUGGUCAACGACAGUGCUUCCUGGAAAAGAUCUGAAUCGUUUUAUAACCAAACCCAGCUGCGGUCUGGUGUGCGCUGCAGUCUCCGCGUGCAUGUAUGUGUGCGUGCGUGCGUGUGGAUGUAUAUGCAUGAACACUGAGACCUGCGUUUCAUACAGCGAUAUGACAUCCAUGGAUUCAUAUUAUAGCUCCUCUGCUGCGCAAGGUAGGGAUCACCAGACGGACCACUUUAGGACAUUCCAUGCAACUGAUACCAAAUACAGCCCCGCUGCCUUCCUGCCCAACAAAGGUCAGGGUUACGGAGAAAAGUCCAGGAGCCCCUUCCAACAGGAGUGCCAGUCAUUGGAUGCCGCCGCAGCUGGGCAAGGCACUUUCAGCAAAUACCACCUCUUCAUGCAGAGGUCUUCUUGCAAAACACCCCCCGAGGAGGACAAACUGCACCAGGAGAGGGGACACAACGGAUCGCUCAUCUCUUGCUACGGUAAAGACAGUUCAGGUCUGGCAGAUUCUGAUUUGGCCCCAGACUCCGACCCACCUGGAAUGGACACCAGAUACCUGGCUGUGAAGGAUCAGGGCGUCAAGGCGGCCUCCGAUAGGACGCCAGGCACUGACUUAGCGAGCCCUCUGGAAAAGGCUGAUGGUGGCGAAAGCAACAAAGGCAAAAAGAGGCGCAACCGCACGACCUUCACGAGCUACCAACUGGAAGAGCUCGAGAAGGUUUUCCAGAAGACACACUAUCCUGAUGUUUAUGCUCGAGAGCAGCUCGCGCUCAGGACGGACCUGACUGAAGCCCGCGUGCAGGUGUGGUUCCAGAACAGGAGAGCGAAAUGGCGAAAGAGGGAACGCUUUGGCCAGAUGCAGCAGGUCCGAACACACUUCUCCACAGCUUACGAGCUGCCUCUCCUGACUCGUCCUGAAAACUAUGCUCAGAUCCAGAACCCUUCCUGGAUCGGCGGCAGCAGCGCUGCGUCUCCCGUGCCGGGCUGCGUUGUGCCCUGCGACACGGUGGCUCCGUGCAUGACACCUCACCCCCACUCUGCCAGCGGGGUGUCUGAUUUUCUGGGAGUACCGAGUCCCGGAGGUCACGUGGGGCAGGCUCACAUGGGCAGCCUAUUUGGAGGAUCUCCUGGCAUGGCCGGAGGCAUCAACACUUACGAUCUCAACAUGGACCCCGACCGCAAGUCCUCCAGCAUCGCCGCUUUGCGCAUGAAAGCCAAAGAGCACAGUGCAGCCAUAUCUUGGGCCACAUGAUGUGUUGACACAUGCUGGAUGACGGGGGACCUUGUUGACCCCUGAAAAGUCUAAACAAUCCCAGCAUGGAGUAAGAGGGGGCACUAAAAUCAAAACUCUUAAGGCAACAGUGACUACCUUCAAAAAUGCUGCAAUCAAAUUAUGUGGGAAAAAAAGAGAGAAAGAUUUGGCAAAAUCGGCAGUGCCAUGUUUUUGGUGGCUCCGGUAGCAGUGAGUGCUGUGGAAGCCCAGUGAGAAGGUGAAGGUGUGCUGUAUAACAGGAGUUGCAGUGUAGUGCUGAAGAUAGGCAAAAAAAAAAUUAAAAAAAGAUGCUAGAAAAAGUUUAAUUAAUCCAAAAAAAAAGACAAAAAAAACGAAAAAUCCAUGCACUUAUUUGCUAACACAGACACAAUUCUGUACAAAGCUUUUGGUAUCUUUGUUUUGGUGCUGUUUUUAUUCUGAUCUUGUUAUUUAAAAUUUCACCUUUUUUCCUUUUUUGCAUCAUUUAAUUUUAAGUUUUGAUUUCACAGCUAGUUUAAAAAGCAUUCUGAAAAAAACCCUUAAAAAACCUUCAUACAUUUUACUCUUUGUCAGCAUUAACUUAAGUCAUGCCGGUGCUGAGAUGACCAUCAAUACAAGCGUCACAGUAACCAAGUCUGGGUAUGUCUUUCAGCGACUGAAAACAUAGACGGGGCUCUUCCGUCUAACAUUACAAAGUAAAACAGAUGAAAAGUGGUUCUCUUGAGUAUGGCCAAGGGUAAAAGAUCCACCUGCUGCACAAACCCAGCCUGCUGAUGCCCAGAGAGGAGGAGGAAAUGGUGUAUGGGAGUACGAGAGGGGCACAGCAGGCCUGCUGCUCUCAGGGUUGAAGAGCCUGGGAGCGCCAGCCUCCAAACAGAUGCAGCUCUGUUUUCAGGAGAAAGACUCCAAGUGGACAUGACUGUGCCCCUUGCAUUUCUAGUCUCACAGGUCUCAGAAAGAGAAGUGCCUACCAGUCAGCCAGACUGCCAGAAAUAACACAGGAACCAGCAGAAGCCUCUUUUGAAACAGAGCGGGCUACUGGGGAUAACACCGUGUGUUGACGCUCUUAAACACUGAAUGGAUGUCAGUAUUCAGCAGCCUUUUCUGGACUUUAACAAGCCUGCAUUUGGCUUUCAGUGCAGCGCUGGCAUACAUGUCAUUGUUAUUCUUCCUCUUCUUUUUUUUUUACCAUCAUCAAAUCUUUCAAAGUACUCCAUCACCCUGAUUAAUGCAUAGUGACCUCUGUGGUUCUGUUUAAGGUUUUGGCCCCGUGGCCGGCAAAGACAUCUGCUUCUUUUCCUUGUGCAUACGUGAAGAUUCAAAUGUAUUUGGAGCAAAAUGUGUUAAAGCUGAAGUAAAAUCAGGGUCUCCUUUGCACUCGGUUACAGUGGGCCGUGACCCAGGACAACAAAAACUCUCAAAUUAAUUCUGUGUGAGUCCUCAGCUUAACUCCAAAUGUGUUUGGGUUGAUGCCCCACUAAAGUGUGUACAUCAGCUGGGUUCUGUAUUACUGAGUAAGCUCAGGUCUCUCUCGGAUCCAGUUCACCUUAAUUAUUUGACACUGUAGCAUAAAACAAACUAAAUGGCAGAAAAUCCACUGGUGCUUCUCUGCAUCUCUGGAUAAACAACGAUGAUCAGUCUGCCAUCUACAGCGAGUGAUGGGAAUGAGGUUAAAACUGGCUGAAAGUUCUCUACAGCAGAACAAGGCAGGAUAAUUGUGUCCGUCACAAAGUUGUGGCAUGGAGACAAAGAUUAAAGCUACAAAACUUUGGUCCUAGCUUCAUCUGUUUUUGACCAUAUUUUUAAAAGUUUUUUCCCCCGUCAGAUACCAACAUGACAGGUCCAUGUCUUCCCUCUGCUUUCUUCUAGUUUACUUCUAUCAGGACUUAAGGACUAUUCCUGUGUCUGUGUCCUUUGCCCCCAAUUAAGAAAAGAAGUGUAAGAUAGAGGUUGACCCAGCCAGAUGCCUUAUACCUUGCCGGGGAUAUCAUUCAAAUUUUUAAGCAUAUUUAAAAAGCAAACUUCCAUUUUUCCCUGGUAACAGCAUCUUGCAGUGACAGAAAUAGCCGAUGAGCUUUUCAAGUGCAGCAAGAUGAGGUAAUACAUGGCUUCCUUUGUUUGCAAAGCCUGAUUUAGGCCUGAAGCAUAACAAAGGGUUUCAUGGUCUCAGAAAGCAAACCCGAUACCUUGUGGUACCACCUCGAGGCAGAGCAACCAUUGCUAAUUCCCUAAACUAAACCACAUUCCCUCUCCUCCUGGGUAGGUAGGUAAGAGAGGUGAGGUGCGGGCUAAAACCUGUCAGCAGAGCAGAUCGCCCUCAAGUCGUCCAAAUCACCUCCAGUUUCGCUCCUCUGUCCAAAUGCGAGGCAUGUGCAUGCAUAGAGGACGUAUCCCAGAAGUGAGAGGGUAUCCUUGCGAAUGUGAACAUGGGGCCCCCUGUGCUCUAGCCUAGGGGUUGGACGGAGGGCGAGCUGUGAGGGCGUCUGCUGUGUUCCGGUGUUCUGGGAAAAGGACAGUGCACACAGCUGCGCUCAGGGGGUAAAUGCAAAACAAACAUGCCUCACACAUGCUUCCCCCUCAGCUGUCAUGGCUCUGCUUUCAAAGAUCUACUCCCCCCUCCCCAAUCACACACAUUGCACUGCGCCUCUCCCUUCGCUCACUCCCACUAUGUCCACCAGCCUCAAGCCGCAGCCCCUCAUCGCAGGGUCUGAGGCACAGCCACACAGGCAACCGGGGAAGGCUUUUUAAUUAACACUGAGCCAUGUGGAGGCUAUGGACUGCAGUAUUGUGUGUCAGGAUGGACAGGACUGUCUGUCUUCUAGUUGGUCUUGCUGGACGCAGACAUACUGGCAAUGAGACGCUCAGGUUUACCGUUUUCUGUGCAUUUAAGAGAAUCUCCAGUGAGGUCUUUAACAUGUGGAAACCAAAGAUGGACUGUUUUUACCCCUUUAAGUAAUUUCCUACAUUUACACACAGCCUGUUAAUGCAAGAUUCAGCUUUAAAUUAAAAAAAAAAAAAUCUCUCCUGUAUGCUGCACAACUCCAGCCUUGAGUGAUAAUGUCCCCCUUUCUCAUUUUUCUAAUACUACUGAAGUCAGGUAAUCAGUAUAGGAGUAAAUAUAUGAUAAAUGCGUGCUGUUGUGUGCAUGUACAGUGUUGUGCGUGCAGCUUGAAGUGUCAUAAGACUCUUAAACAUUUUACUAAUUUGAUGCUGUUUUAUUUUGUGGGACAAUUUAUAAAUAUUUGAGUGUAAAACUUUUCUUAAACUUGGUGAUGAUCUGUUUGUAUUCCUAGUGUUUGUGGACGUUGUUUUCUCAUUAUGUUAUUCUUUAAUUUCCCCCUCCUACCAAGUUUGUGUGGCUUUAAGCUGUCUUUGGAAAUGAGAGUAUGAAUUUACUCAUGCUUGUGUGAUUAAAAUACCAUAAGUUAUUGUACUUUGAUUUAGAGUCGCUGUGUUCUGAAAUGCAUUACAGCCUUAAUAAGGUGGAAGCAGCAAAAUGUAACUGCUCCCUGCAGCUUCUCAGCAGACCGAGUCUUCCAGAAAACUCAAACGACUGCAGCCACGGUACAGAAGAAAACCAUUCUCCUAUUAGCGUUCAAAGAUCGCUCAAGUCACUCCGAGUCUCAAGAGAAGUCUUUCAAGAUGUCAGCUAAAGGCGCUGGUUGGCCAGAGAAGUGUCUGAGGCUGUUGAGAAAACCCAUAAAAUUUGCUCCGUCUUAUUACUUCGCACCACCGUGCCAAAAUAUUGUGUCAUCCCUGUAGUCACAUUGUGAAAUCCCCGUGCGUUUCAGGUCCUUUGAAGGGACACGAGUGCUGAAAUGAGAUCGCGCAACCCACAAGACUAUCACACUAAUUGAAGCUGACAAAAAUACGAACUGCACCCUUUUGAACCGCUGACAUUGAACAGGGUGGAUUAGGCAGCUAUAUUAACAACAGGUGACAGCCUGGAGGGAACAGUGGAUCGGCCGUGUCACGGAGGGGCUGAUCUGGACAGUCACAGAUUACAACGUGAGGCAGACGUUAAAGAGGAAAGUGUCUUUCCUCAUCUUCUUUCCCACCUCUUACACAUCGAGGAAAAUAAAAAAAACCUGUGGUUCUUGGUUGUGCAGGGCUUUACUUGUAUUACAAAGUCAUAUAUAUACAGUUAGAUGGAUAAACCCCAGUCGAAAAAAUAUGAAAACAACAGGAAAGGGAA